AUGGCCGCAGUCUCCGCGUGCCUCCACCUCCUCCUCCUCCUCCUCGGCGUCCUUCUCGUGCCGUCCCGCACCGCCGCUCAGCCCCGCGCUUUCGGAGGCGCGCCGCCGGUGUACGCGCGGUACCUGGUCGACGCGGCGGCGAUGCCGGCGGUGGAGCUGUACGACUACAUUGUGGUGGGCGGCGGCACGGCGGGGUGCCCGCUAGCGGCGACGCUUGCGGGGUCCGGCGGCGGACGCGUGCUCCUGCUCGAGCGCGGCGGCGCGCCCAGCGAGUUCCCGGCUCUCGCCACGGCCGGCGGGUUCGUCCGGACGCUCGCCAUGGCCGACCCGGCCCCGGAGUCCGACGCGCCCGCGCAGGGGUUCACGUCCGAGGACGGCGUCCCCAACGUGCGUGCGCGCGUGCUCGGCGGCGGCACGGCCAUCAACGCCGGGUUCUACUCCCGCGCGCACCCCGAAUGGUUCCGCAGCCACGCCGAGGACGCCGAGGUGACGAACUGGGACAUGCGGCUGGUGAACGCGUCGUACGAGUGGGUGGAGAGGCACAUGACGUUCCAGCCGACGGUGCGCGGGUUCCAGGCGGCGGUGAGGGCGGCGCUGCUGGAAGCCAAUGUCACGCCGUGGAACGGCUUCACGGUGGACCACGUCACCGGCACCAAGGUCGGCGCCACCACCUUCGAUGCUUCGGGCCGGCGGCACAGCGCGGCGGACCUGCUUGCCUUUGCUCGUCCCAGCCGUCUCCGUGUUGCAAUCCGUGCUACGGUUACCCGUAUCAUCACCAACCCGAUUGACCCUGCUGCACGCCAUGGAAGGUCUCCACAACCAACAAUAGCAGCAAUUGGUGUUGUGUACCAGGACCGUCUCCUCGAUCAGCACCAAGCUCUCCUGCGUCCAGGUGGGGAGGUUAUACUUUCAGCAGGUGCCCUGGGGAGUCCCCAGUUGCUUCUUCUCAGUGGCAUUGGCACUGCUAGUGAUCUUUCCUACCUCGGCAUCCCUGUCUCUGCCGAUAUCCCUGACGUCGGCAAGCACAUGUUCGACAACCCUCGCAACGGCAUCUCCAUCAUCCCAUCAGUCCCGAUCGAUCACUCCCUCAUCCAGGUCGUCGGCAUCCCUUCAGCUAAUGGAACCGCCUCCUACCUUGAGGCGGCAUCAUACAUUGUCCCGCUUGCUCCGGUGUUGAGAUCAGCUGGUCCUUUCAUUGGCUCGUCUUCACCACUCUAUGUUACCGUGGCAACCAUCAUGGAAAAGGUUCCUGGCCCAUUAUCUGAAGGUUCACUAUGGCUUUCAUCAACAAAUCCUUUGGAGAGCCCCCCUCUGCGGUUCAACUACUUGAGUCGCCCUGAGGACUUGGCGCGAUGCGUCCUGGGCGUGCGCCGUGUGGCGGAAGUGCUUGAAGGCAGAGCACUGGACGGAUUCCGCUCACCGGUUGGAUCGGUGAACAGGAGAGGGGCAGUUAGGAGGGAUUUCAGGAUUGUUGGGAUGGCGCUGCCAGUAGAAUGGAGAACAGAUGAUAGAGCUCUAGCAGAGUACUGCCAGCAGACCGUGGCAACGCUAUGGCAUUAUCAUGGAGGGUGCAUCGCCGGGAAGGUGGUCGAUAGAGAUUUCCGGGUAAUUGGCACCCGUGCACUUCGUGUGGUUGAUGCUUCAACGUUCAGUCAGACACCUGGGACGAAUCCUCAAGCUACAGUCUUGAUGAUGGGCAGGUAUGUGGGGUUGAAGAUGAUUGAGGAGAGACACAGCAGAAGGCCAGUUAUAACAUCAUAGCCCUCAUCCAAGGCCUGAAAGAUUGACCCUGCAGCCAGG
This is a messenger RNA of Panicum hallii, 1800 nucleotides long. Its product is annotated as (R)-mandelonitrile lyase-like. The record is from RefSeq and is a predicted model, not a curated record. The transcript has 5 exons. NCBI's taxonomy places the organism in Eukaryota, Viridiplantae, Streptophyta, Magnoliopsida, Poales, Poaceae. The coding region runs from base 1 to 1761 and encodes 586 amino acids. Gene Ontology annotation, molecular function: oxidoreductase activity, acting on CH-OH group of donors; flavin adenine dinucleotide binding.